CCAACUUAUUAAAGACUAUCUCGAAAACAGAAUUGCAACUUUUUCUGUGGGCCAUCUUUCUUUCCAACGUAAAGUCUUGAGAGGGUGCCCACAAGGCUCCGUUUGCGGACCUUUACUUUGGAUUUUACUUUUUGAUAUAUUUCUUUGCCAGGACUUUGGGCAGGAUGCCACGAUUGCCUAUGCGGAUGAUGUUUUCGUUCUUUUUGGUGGGCAGUCACGUGCUGAUUUAAAAUACAAAAAGAAUCGUGCAUUGAACAUGAUAUAUGAAUGGGGCAUAACGAAUAAACUCUGCUUUAAUGCGAAUAAAAGUAAAGCUAUUGUCUUUAAUAGGCCAAGACAACGAAACUUAUAUGCACGUGUUCCAACUCUUAGGAUGAACGGUAAAAGUUUAAAGGUGGUGAAAGAACUUAAAUAUCUUGGCAUAUUGUUAGACCAUCGGCUGUCCUGGAAUAACCAUAUUCAUUAUAUUACUAAACACACAGGGCAUAUUAUGCACGCUUUUGCCAAGGUUGCCAGGUCAUCUUGGGGCCUUAGUGGUCUGGCUAUGCGAAUGAUAUAUGAUAGCAUUUUUCUACCCGUUCUCACUUAUGGCUGUGGCAUUUGGGGCUCUGCCGCAGUUAAGGUACAUCAAAAACGCAAAUUGAUCUCCGCACAACGUAGAGUUUUGUUGAUGAUAACCAAAGCAUACAGAACUACGGCUAAUGCUAGUUUGCAAGUGCUUGCUCGCAAGCCGCCUAUUGAUAAAUAUAUUAACUACUUACAAAAAAUUUGGAAAGUCAAAUGUGGUAAUCAUCUUACCUCUAUGUCAAACUCCUUCACUGAGGAAAGCUGGGAAAAAAAUAUUCCUUAUAAAGACACUUUUAGCCCCUACACUAACAUCAGAUUUAUCGAAGCUUCUUCUACUAGUUGUGCCAUUAAAAUUUUUACCGAUGGUUCGAAGUGUGACUGUCAUGUUGGUGCCAGUUUCGUUGCUUUUCGCAACAAUAUUGAAAUUUACUAUAAUGUUUUUAAACUUGGUCCACUUUGUAGCAUUUUUCAAGCAGAGUUAUAUGCUAUUUUACAGGCAAUCGAGUGGUGUGAACGGGCUCUCAAUAAUGCCAAAAUUGCAAUCAUUACCGAUUCACUAUCUUCUCUCUCUACGAUUCGGAGGAAGUCUGUUCAUCCUCUGGUCUUUAGUAUUCAAAGACUGUUGAUUGAGUCUGAUAAUGAGUAUUAUUUUAAUUGGACGAGAUCACAUUGUAAUGACUACGGCAAUGAUCGGGCGGAUCAACUUGCUAAAAUGGCGGCGGCUGACCAGAACAUCUCUAUCAGUUACAAUAUGAUUUCAACAAAAAUGCUGAAAGAGGUCCUUUGGAACGAUUUGCUUGUGGAGUGGCAGCAUAGUUGGGAUGCCAACACCUCAGUUACGAAACAGUUUUUUCCUGAUAUAUUGAAAUUUUUGAAGAACACUUGGAUUGAAGUUACUCAUCAUUCUAUACAAUUUUACACCGGUCAUGGCCGUUUUAAUUCAUAUCUUGCUCGCUUUACCUUGCGUAAUAACAGUCUAUGUCCUGUUUGCAACACCAUUGACAGUAGUUUCCAUUAUAUUUUUGAAUGCCCCAUAACUGAGAUUGAAAGACAUCAGUUACGCACUCUUCUAACCAGUAAAAAUCGUUCUUGGCCAUGUGAUGCUCAAGACCUUACUUCGGAUAAGGAAACUUACAAUUUACUUGUUCAGAUAUUUGAAAAGUAUUUUCGAGUUACAACAAUUUCUUAAUGUCCUUUUCUAGAAAAUUCACACGUUGUUAAUAGUAUACACUUGGUAAGGCUUAAUCUGAUUCCUCGUUCGUAUCCUUUGCUGCAUUUCCCUAUUCUUGUUUAAAUCUUCUGGGGUUGGAGGCGAUCUCCUCACUUAAACUUAGGGAUCUUGUGGUUUGUUUUAUAUUCGACUGCAGAGGAUUGUAGAUUAUGAUAGUUUCCUGGCUAUUCACUUUUGGUCUUGCACCUUAUGGUCAUAAUUGCACAUCAAAAGAACAAAUGUUACUUAAGAAGAAAUUCUUUUUCACUUUCUUCUGGACUUUACUGUGACUAGUGGGAAUGUAUACUACUAAUUGGACUGCACACUGUGUUAACGUCGUAUCACUUUAAGCAUAUUGGUGGUUAUUGUGUUUGCUGGAAUUUAGUUGGUGCAGUAGUAUACUUGGCAUCUUUGUGUACAUUUUUUAUAUUUUUUUAUUUAUUUUUUUGUGGCUGACGCUCUGGGUAAUUCUGUGGAUUCUACACGUGGAGAUAUACUUGACGCACUGCCACUGUUUCUCAAUGGUAAUACCUGGUGGAACUAUUUUUGUCAUGCUACAACAGUUCGUGUUUGAACUUAAUACACGUUAUUACAUUUAUUGUAAUUGCUUGAUUUUACUGAAACUGGGAGGAACUUACAUUUUUCUACUGGACUGUUUUCUGCAUCAACUCUACAUCAAUACAUGCUUUGUGGUGUACUUGUGUAUUAUAUUAUGUGUUCUAUUCUGGUGCGCCAUUGUGAUGUGAUCGUCUAGGUAUGAUCGUCUCAGUGUUUAUCGGUUUGUAGCUGGUGGUUGAAAUUUCUGUGAUUUACAGUGGUUUUCUUCCUAUUGAAAUAAUUGUGGUGUGGACGAAGUUUCUUCAACUUCCAGUGAAUAUAAAUGAUGCAGCGUGAAGACAAUCCUUCAACUUCUGGUGAAUCUUACUAUGUCGGAAUAUUAUGCAUAGAUGCUUGGCGGAGUUCAGUGGUGUU
This is a messenger RNA of Centruroides sculpturatus (bark scorpion), 2749 nucleotides long. RefSeq lists its product as uncharacterized. Bases 374 to 1756 code for a protein of 460 amino acids. The record is from RefSeq and is a predicted model, not a curated record. The transcript has a single exon. Gene Ontology annotation, biological process: DNA replication, removal of RNA primer. Gene Ontology annotation, molecular function: RNA-DNA hybrid ribonuclease activity; nucleic acid binding. NCBI's taxonomy places the organism in Eukaryota, Metazoa, Arthropoda, Arachnida, Scorpiones, Buthidae.